This is a messenger RNA of Symbiodinium sp. CCMP2456, 1881 nucleotides long. NCBI's taxonomy places the organism in Eukaryota, Dinophyceae, Suessiales, Symbiodiniaceae. The record is from the annotation of a GenBank genome assembly.
AUGCUAGUUUUACAAGGGACAGCAGACUUAUUUAGAUGUGUUCCAUAUAUAUAUAUAUAUAGAGAUAUAUUAUAUAUAUAUAUACCCCUACUUGCAACGGCCUUUGCUCAGGUCCAGUGGCAGGAGGGGAAUACACCAGACAGGUGUCCCAAGCUCGAGGAGCUAUGUGCUUCCCCGGCAGCAGCAAAGACGGCCUCCACAAAGAAGAAGAAGAAACAAAAGAUUGAGGAAACACAGGAGUCCCCGGUAGCAGCAAAGACGGCCUCAACUUCGAAGAAGAAGCAAAAGACUGAGGAAACAGAGGAGUCCCCGGUAGCAGCAAAAACGGCCUCAACAACGAAGAAGAAGAAGCAAAAGACUGAGGAAACAGAGGAGGUGCCACCGAAGCCGCUGGAAUUCCCAGAUAGCCAGCCGAUUUUCGAGCCGUGGCCAAUCGAUGUAUCGGAUGAGAGUCCUCUCGAUACCAAAGCCAAGGAUGUUGCCACUAGCACCCCGACGAAAGCAGAAGAUGCCGAGCUCGCAGACGAGGCUGAAGCCGACAAACUAAUUGAGGAGCUCGAGAAGAAGACAGGCCCCUUGAGUGACAAAGUCCUGAAGGAGCAAAGAAGUCUUCGCAAAACGAUACGUGAAGGGCCAGCAGAAGAAGCUGCUGAGGAAGGGGGCCCAGAAUCCCAAGCCGAGCCAAAGGCCAAAGCACAAGCAAAGGCCAAAGGAAAAGCAAAGGCCAAAGGAAAAAGCAAAGCAAAAGCGAAAGCAAAAGCCAAAGGGACACCAGAGACCAAAGCUGUGUUGCAACAUGACAGGGAAAAAGAAGAGGUCUUGAGUGAGGCUUUGGAGCUAGAGCAGGAAGACGAGGCCAUAAAGAAUGAAGUUCGCUUCGAAGCGGAUGAAGAUGAAAAGUGUUCCAAGGCUAAGAAAAGCAAAGGAAAGAAAAAAAAAGCUAAGAAAAGCAAAGCAGAAGCCGAAGGAAAGGAGGAUGCAGCAGGGUUUCAGGAAGAAGCCGGAGGAAAGGAGGAUGCAGCAGGGUUUGAGGAAAAAGCCGGAGGAAAGGAUGAUGCAGCAGGGUUUGAUGAAGAAGCCCUAGGAAAGCCGAAGAAAGGUGUCAAGCGACGCCUCGACUUCGAGGACGAAGCCAGUGAUGAAGUGGAGGAUGUGCCGGCUGCCACGUGGGAUGCCAUGGAUGCAGAUGCCGAGGCACCUGGUGGCAUAGUCGUCGUGAAGAAGAAGAAGAAAAGAAAGAUGAAAAAGAAGGGUGGCAGGAAGCUUAAGAGGGUUCUGGAAGGAACCCCAGCGAAAAAGAAUGAGGCAGAUGAGGCCGGGGACGAGGAGACAGCUCAAGCCAUUGUUCUACAGGAGCCGAUGCCGGCUGGAUCACCUAUGGGGCUGGUGCCUUACAAGUCCAGUGGAUGGACCCCUCGGAUCGCAAAGGCUAAGAAGAAGUCCAAGCCAAAGUAUGAUGCCGACCACCCCAUGCCCAAGUCAAGACAGCAAAUUGAGGCCAAGAAAGAUGUGAUUAUCAAAGAUCUCCGACAAUUGCGGUUGUUGGACAAUAGUAUGCUGCUGCCGACAAGCUUUGGCGACAUUCUGUCCUUCACUCUGAAUCCCUCCCCGAAGGUUCUGGAGGAGAAUAUUGAUGGUGGUGCCCGCUCCAUCGGGGUGCUGUUGUUGGGUGGUUUCUAUGUGGGCAAUGUUCCACCUGAACGUCUGCUCGCCAUCAACCAGCAAACCACGAAUGCCAACCUGAAGGCCAACAAAAACGGCGGUGUCAACUUCUCAUGGAAGAAGGGUGAUCUUGGAGAUCUGCAGAGGGUGUACAGACUUGCAAAGAAAGCAGCGGGCUGGCUGAAGCCAUACUGGCCUCUUCCGCAGCCCAGGAACUAG